Molecule: messenger RNA, 500 nt
Organism: Nymphaea colorata (pocket water lily)
Lineage: Eukaryota; Viridiplantae; Streptophyta; Magnoliopsida; Nymphaeales; Nymphaeaceae
Product: non-specific lipid-transfer protein 1-like
Exons: 2
Coding region: 15-392 (125 amino acids)
Biological process (GO): lipid transport
Cellular component (GO): membrane
Molecular function (GO): lipid binding
Source: RefSeq, a predicted model, not a curated record
CCAUACAGACAGCCAUGGCAGGCGCCUCCAACUUCUCAUCUCCGGCCACCGCAAUGCUGGCGAUGACGGUGAUGGUGGUGGUGGUGCUAGCCGCUGUGCCGGGGGCCAAGGCACCAGCGGCAUGUAUGCCAGUGUACACGCGAUUAAUCCCUUGCUUGGAGUACGUGACGAGCGGAGGCCUUGUGCUUCCGUCCCCUAGUUGUUGUAGAGGUGUGAGGGCCGUGGCCAUGGCUCGUGGAUACGCACGCGUGCUAGCCUGCCGUUGCAUCGAGGAAGUUGUAGCCCUCUACUCCGGCAGCGUCGACUACUCUACCGUCACCUCGUUGCCUGCAUCAUGUGGAGUCCACAUGCCUUUCGCCAUCUCUCCCUCCAUUGAUUGCUCCAAGGUAUAAUGGAUUAAUGCGUUACUGAGAAGGAGCUAGCCGCACGUAAUUCAUAUGUAACACUGUUCGGGAAUUCAGUUUUGUUCUGUCGAGGGAUUUUAUGGACUUCUAUGAGAG